AUGAACGGCGACGGGUAUUCGUCACGAGAUGGCCGCCAUGGCUCAUCUCGCGAUUACUCCUCGAGAGAUGACAGGCGCGACCGAGGCGAUCGCGGCGACCGUGGCGACAGAAGAGACCGUCGACGAUCCCGAUCACCUAGACGCUCGCACCGCGACGGUGAGCAAGACUCAUAUGCCUCGAGCCGCAGCCAUAGAGACCGCGAACGCGAGGACAGAUAUGGAGGCGGUGGCGGCGGCGGCGGCGGUGGCGGCCGAGACCGAGACUGGAGGGGAGAUCGGGACCGCGACCGGGAUCGAGGUGGCCGAAGAGAUCAUCGCCGGGAUGAUGGCGGCCGACCUCCACGACGCGAUCGCGACCUUUUCGACGACAGACGAGGCGGCGGUGAUAGACGUGGCCACGACAGAGGACGGGAUAGAGACGAGGACCUUUUCGCGCAAAACCGCCGUGGCCGAAGCGCAACCCCCCCUAAGAAGCGAGAGCCUACCCCCGACUUGACCAAUAUCGUUUCCGUUCUUGACCGCAAGCGCCGCAUGACACAAUGGGACAUCAAGCCUCCUGGAUACGAAAACGUCACGGCUGAACAGGCCAAACUGUCCGGCAUGUUCCCGCUUCCAGGUGCACCCCGACAGCAGCCGAUGGAUCCCAGCAAGCUCCAGGCUUUUAUGAACCAGCCUGGAGGUGCUGUGAACAAUGCCGCUCUGAAGCCCUCGAACAGUCGCCAGUCGAAGCGUCUUCUCGCCUACAACAUCCCUUCGAAUGCUACUGAAGAAAGUGUCAUCAGCUUCUUCAAUCUGCAGCUCAAUGGUCUCAACGUCAUUGAGAGCACUGAUCCCUGCAUUUUGUGCCAGAUCUCGCGCGACCAUACAUUUGCUGUUCUCGAGUUCCGACAUGCCUCAGAAGCCACCGUCGCCUUGGCGCUGGAUGGCAUUUCCAUGGAGCCCGACGAUGCAAUGGGCAACGGUGUUGCCAAUGGAAGCGGCCACGGUCUCAAGAUCCAACGCCCCAAGGACUACAUUGUGCCAGCCGUGGUAGAUGACACCGGCUACGAACCUGGUGUAGUGUCCCGGGUAGUCGUUGACACACCUAACAAGAUUAGCGUCACGAAUAUCCCGCCAUACCUUACUGAGGAUCAGGUUAUGGAGCUGCUGACUUCUUUCGGAGAGCUUAAGGCGUUCGUCCUGGUCAAGGAUGCCGGCACAGAAGAAUCACGAGGUAUUGCUUUCUGUGAAUAUGUAGACCCCGGUACUACAGACAUCGCUGUGCAAGGACUUCAUGGUAUGGCCAUCGGCGACAAGAGUCUGAAGGUCAAGAAGGCUAGUAUAGGAAUUACGCAGGUGGCUGGCGUCGAAAUGGGUGUCAAUGCCAUGUCUAUGCUUGCUGGCACCACAUCCACGGACCAAGAGGAAGGCAGAGUGCUACAACUGCUCAACAUGGUCACAGCGGAGGAGCUCAUGGACAAUGAUGAUUACGAGGAAAUUUGCGAGGAUGUUCAAGACGAGUGCUCCAAGUUUGGAAAAGUGGAAGCAUUGAAGGUCCCCCGACCCAGCGGUGGCAGCAGGCAAUCUGCUGGAGUCGGCAAGAUUUUUGUCAAGUUUGAUACCAAUGAAUCAGCCAAGAAAGCCCUGAAUGCACUGGCUGGCCGCAAAUUUGCUGACAGGACUGUGGUCACCACCUAUUUCCCCGAGGAGAACUUUGAAGUCGGUGCUUGGUAA
Molecule: messenger RNA, 1713 nt
Organism: Pestalotiopsis fici W106-1
Lineage: Eukaryota; Fungi; Ascomycota; Sordariomycetes; Amphisphaeriales; Sporocadaceae
Exons: 5
Coding region: 1-1713 (570 amino acids)
Biological process (GO): mRNA processing
Cellular component (GO): nuclear speck; U2-type prespliceosome; U2AF complex
Molecular function (GO): pre-mRNA 3'-splice site binding; poly-pyrimidine tract binding
Source: RefSeq, a predicted model, not a curated record